UGUCGACUAUCGAAACCUUUCCUGGGCUGAUCGUAUGCGGUGGCGCAUCAGAUAUUUCCCGAGCCCCCAGCGCUACAUAGAACUGCGGCAGUAUCAGCAUGUCUACGAUAACAUGAGGACAGUAAUUUUGCUUCCCUCCGGCUCCACCGGGAAAACGCCUUCAUGUGUGGCUUGAACUCACAAAGUGAGAUUCAGGUCUACUAGUACCUGCACAUGCCAGACGGCCCGUGUGGCAGUGGCAGGGUUCAAAGAACCAAUGUGGGAUUUCAAAAUGUGACGCCCAUCGCUGAUGUGAAAGCUAGACCAUUCAGUACAAAUCAAAGAUAUCUCAGAGUAUUGUAUUUGGCUGCGGUCCUCAUUUUUACCACUGACUUCAUGGUACAUACCAUGGGACGUUUUGCGGCUUCAAGCAUGCGUAGAACCUAUCUGUUACAUCUCCCAACCCGCGAACCCGGGCCAAUCUUACUGAUUGAAGGAUCCUCACCUUCCUGGCUUCCUGAUCAGGGUGGCAACACGAGGCUCCAGGGACUAUCAAGCCUUAUUAAUACCGUGGGUCUCAUCCAUCAGAUGCAGGCGUUAUGCAGUAAUUUCUGGCGCAGUAAGCGCCUGCCACUGCUCAAGAAUUAUCGCGGUAAUCCUCUGGCCAGACGACAAGACCUCCGAUGUGCUAUCAGUUAUCAGUCUUCAGUCUUUGGUCAUCAUGUAAUCAAGGUUAUGGCAUACGAGGUAUCGUUUUGAAGCCAAGUACGUACACGGCGCUUCGAGCUUCGAGCUAGCUCGAUGAUAAACCACCUGUUUUUAAAUGGGUGCUGUGAUUCGGGACAAAGAACCGAAAAAUACAAGCGCAUGCUUACCGCAUGGAGGUCGCACGCAGUAUUCUGGCCUCUAUUUUGAUCUC
This is a messenger RNA of Suillus plorans, 898 nucleotides long. RefSeq lists its product as uncharacterized. NCBI's taxonomy places the organism in Eukaryota, Fungi, Basidiomycota, Agaricomycetes, Boletales, Suillaceae. The record is from RefSeq and is a predicted model, not a curated record. The coding region runs from base 214 to 738 and encodes 174 amino acids. The transcript is spliced from 2 exons.